CAAAAUUAAGCACUUAAAAAAAUAAACCCAAAUUAAAAACUGUCAAAAAAAAUAAACUUGUUUUGUGAAAUGGAGCAAAGCAAAGACAACCUGCUUAUUGUUAGUCCCAAAAUCCUGAAGUUCUAUAUGCCAUACGAUCGCAGCCAAAGACGUCUGCUCACCAUGCUGAAUCCCACCGAGUUCAGGCUGGUAUUCAAGGUCAAAGCCAACCAGCAACGGCACUACAAUGUCACACCAAAUUGUGGCGUUAUCGAGCCGUACACGACCACCGAAGUGUGCAUAAGUCUCAACUAUUUCGACUUCCAUCCGACUCGUAGAUAUAAGCAUCGAUUCUGCGUUCAAUGCGUGCGUGCCCCCGCCAACCUGCCCCACGAUCUCCUUGACGCCUUUAAUGAGGUGGAACGCUCAGAGCUGAACAAUGUGCGUGUUCCUGUUCAGCUCAAUGCCAAGUGCGUGGAUGUGUCGGACCAUCAGUUUACUAAUAUGCAGUUCGAUAGACCAGACUUUCCAGUGGAUGCCUUGCGACAAAAGUUCCGCCCAUUGUGUCCGAAUUGUGCGCAGCAUAUGGAAAGGACUCGAACCGAAAAGACAGGCUGCAAUUUGGGCAGAAAAUUGAUUGCAUUACUAGUGUUAAUCGGUGGCAUAGUCAUGGCGUACUUUCAACGCGAACAAAUUCAUAGCCUGUUGAAAAUGGAUCUGGAGCCGACGGAUGUUGAGUUCUAGGCAUACAGGCGGCUUUACUGUGCGAGUCCAUCCCAUCCACCGGCAAUUUGUACAUUUUGAGGGCCACCCAUUGCGGUCGAGUGUGUUGAUUGCAUUACUUCCAAUGCAUUUCAAUUAAUUUGACAUGGAGCAAUGCCAUAGGCAGUUGGCGUUGAUGUCGACGUUGAUGUCAUCAUUUGUGGAGUCCGGCCCCGUAAUGGGUUUACCUUACCUGCCUACCCUACCUAUGGUAAGCACUGCUAUGAGUCCAGGCCGUCAAUUGGAGUUGAGCUGCGCCUCUCAUGCCAGAAACGCGAACAGCUGCCAAACUGUCAGACAUUCGGUUUCUGUCUGCUGCCGUCGCUAUUUGCACAUUAUUUUCAACAUUUCAACUUAAUUCCUUUCAAUUUAUCAAUAAAUUUUUUACGUUGUGUGCAAA
Molecule: messenger RNA, 1141 nt
Organism: Scaptodrosophila lebanonensis
Lineage: Eukaryota; Metazoa; Arthropoda; Insecta; Diptera; Drosophilidae
Product: vesicle-associated membrane protein-associated protein A
Exons: 2
Coding region: 70-723 (217 amino acids)
Biological process (GO): endoplasmic reticulum membrane organization
Cellular component (GO): plasma membrane; endoplasmic reticulum membrane
Molecular function (GO): FFAT motif binding
Source: RefSeq, a predicted model, not a curated record